Messenger RNA from Nerophis ophidion (straightnose pipefish), 5132 nucleotides. RefSeq names its product B2 bradykinin receptor-like. The record is from RefSeq and is a predicted model, not a curated record. Gene Ontology annotation, biological process: G protein-coupled receptor signaling pathway; neutrophil chemotaxis; immune response. The transcript is spliced from 2 exons. NCBI's taxonomy places the organism in Eukaryota, Metazoa, Chordata, Actinopteri, Syngnathiformes, Syngnathidae. The coding region runs from base 140 to 1195 and encodes 351 amino acids. Gene Ontology annotation, cellular component: membrane. Gene Ontology annotation, molecular function: bradykinin receptor activity.
UGGCUGACACCACUUCAGCUCUGAUUUCCUUAAAGAGAGCAAGUCAGACCCAGGAUAGGCGGAGAAACAAGGAAGCUGGGUGCACAGUGCAGGCGGACAACUAGACACUUCACAUCUGGAGAUACGUACUCAGUAGGAAAUGGCUGCUGUAACUACGAGAUUACCGGAGCUGAACAUCACAGACGCUUACAAUAACCAAAACUCCACGAAUAAAACGCAGUGCAUCGAUUUAAAGGAUUGGGAUUGGCUCACCCGCCACCAGCCAGUCUACUUGUGCAUCAUCACUGUGCUGGGAAUCGUGUUAAACGCCUUCGUGUUGCUGGUCUUCUGCUUCCACAAGAAGGCGUGCACAGUAGCCGAAAUCUACCUCAGCAACUUGGCGGCCGCCGACCUUGUCCUAGUCUCUUGUCUGCCCUUCUGGGCCGUCUACAUCUACAGAAAAUUCAAAUGGCCUUUUGGAGAGACCCUUUGCAAAGUGGUCAAUGCAGGCAUCAAGAUGAACGCUUACUGCAGCAUCUACUUCCUUGUCCUGGUUAGCAUGGAUCGCUACGUGGCGCUGGUGCAUCCGAUGUCCUACGGGCGAAUGCGUCAUCCCAAGUAUGCCAAACUGGGAUGUUUGCUGGUGUGGGGCUUGGGCUUGUUACUGAGCGCUUCAACGCUGGUUUUCAGGGCAGUGAAGUAUUUUCCAGAGCAUGAUAUUCGAGCUUGCUUCUUGGAUUAUCCGAGCAAAAUGGUAGAGCUGGUCAGCGACGGGAUGCUGAUCACCUUUAGCUUCAUCAUCCCAAUUUCCAUCAUCGCAUUCUGCACCAUCAAAAUCAUCCGGGCGCUAAAGAAACAGUCACUUGCGAGGUCCAAUGCCCAGAAGAGUGAGCAGAAGGCCACCACGCUGGUGCUGGUCGUCCUCAUAGCCUUCCUCAUCUGCUGGGUGCCUUUUCACUUCAUCGCCGCACUAGAUGUGCUCCAAAAAACAAACAUUUUGGUAGGAUGUGCCGUCGAAAAAGUUUUAUCAAUUUGCACCCAGAUCUUUGCCUACCUGUCUUGUUUCAACAGCGUCGUCAAUCCUAUCUUGUAUGUCAUUGUUGGGAAAAAUUUCCGGAAAAAGGUUCAGGAAAUGUGCAAACAGCGUGGGGUCAGCAUGGAGACAACAGCGUCGACGCGUUCUGACACUUCCGCAACACUGAAGAGUUUCGCAUAAGGUUGGUUUCAGGUACAUGUUGGUCUCCUUAAAUCCCCCAGGGGGAUAUUCCAGAUUGACAUUCCAUAACAGAUACUCAUUAGCACAGCAACAUUUCUGUUCCACGUUUUGUUGUUGUUUGUUGCUCGGCAGGAUUUUUGAGGCGUUUGUUUGUUGUUGCUUGUUUUUUAAGAAUUAGCAAACAAAGCUCACCAUGAUGUUUCUUUGACAGCAGUGGAAGGACAACAUAUAAAAAAAAACAAAAUAAACAUGGCACAUCAUUACGUCACUUCCUGUCAAUGAGAAAGGACGCAAAGAAAAGGGGCUUCGGUUCUGCUCCUGGGAUUUUUGUUAGGUUUGAAGACUUUGACUACUGACUUUGCAAUCACAGCCACAGGAGCGUCACCUGGCAUUUUUGACCUGAUUUUAGUCGGUUGAGAGGCACUAAUACGGUGAAAUAAGGCGAAUUGGAGCCUGAGCUAUAGUGCGCAAAGUAGAGAAAUUCCGGCUGGAUAUAAUCGGACUCACUUCGACGCACAGCAAGGGCUCUGGAACCACUUCUCUCAUAAGGGGCUGGACUCUCUUACACUCUGGCGUCGCCGGCAGUGAGAGGCGACGGGCUGGGGUGGCAAUUCUCGUUUCCCCCCGGCUCAAAGCCUGCACGUUGGAGUUCAACCCAGUGGACGAAAGGGUACCCUCCCUCCGCCUUCGGGUGGGGGGACGGGUCCUGACUGUUGUUUGUGCUUACGCGCCAAACAACAGUCCAGAGUACCCACCCUUUUUUGGUACACUCGAGGGAGUACUGGAAAAUGCUACCCCUUGUCCUACUGGGGGACUUCAACGCUCAUGUUGGCAACGACAGUGAAACCUGGAGGCGUGAUUGGGAAGAAUGGCCGCCCGGAUCUGAACCUGAGUGGUGUUUUGGUAUUGGACUUUUUUGCUUGUCACAGUUUGUCCAUAACAAACACCAUGUUCAAACAUAAGGGUGUCCAUAUGUGCACUUGACACCAGGACACCCUAGGUCGCAGUUCCAUGAUCGACUUUGUAGUUGUGUCAUCGGAUUUGCGGACUCAUGUUUUGGACACUUCGGUGAAAAGAAGGGCAGAGCUUUCUACCGAUCACCACCUGGUGGUGAGUUGGCUGCGAUGGUGGGGGAGGAUGCCGGACAGACCUUGCAGGCCCAAACGCAUUCUGAGGGUUUGCUGGGAACGUCUGGCAGAGUUUCCUGUGAGAGAAAGUUUCAAUUCCCACCUCCGGAAGAACUUUGAACAUGUCACGAGGGUGGUGUUGGACAUUGAGUCCGAGUGGACCAUGUUCCGCACCUCUAUUGUUGAGGCGGAUGAUUGGAGCUGUGGCCGCAAGGUAGUUGGUGCCUGUCAGGGCGGUAAUCAUAGAACCCGUUGGUGGACACCAGCGGUGAGGGAUGCCGUCAAGCUGAGGAAGGAGUCCUAUCGGGUUCGUUUGGCUCAUGGGACUCCGGAGGCAGUGGACGGGUACAGACAGGCCAAGCGGUGUGCAGCUUCAGCGGUCGCGGAGGCAAAAACUCGAACAUAGGAGGAGUUCGGGGAAGCCAUGGAAAACGACUUCCGGAUGGCUUCGAAGCGAUUCUGGACCACCAUCCGCCGCCUCAAGAAAGCGAAGCAGUACACUGUAGACACCGUGUACGGUGCGGACGGUGUUCUGCUGAUCUCAACUGCGGAUGUUGUGGAUAGGUGGAAGGAAUACUUCGAAGACCUCCUCAAUCCCACCAACACAUCUUCCUAUGAGGAAGCAGUGCCUGGGGAAUUCUGUUGUGGGGUCUCCUAUUUCUGGGGCUGAGGUUGCCGAGGUAGUUGAAAAAUUCCUCGGUGGCAAGGCCCCAGAGGUGGACGAGAUCCGCCCGAAGUUCCUUAAGGCUCUGGAUGCUGUGGGGGCUGUCUUUGUUGACAAGACUCUGCAGCAUCGCGUGGACAUCGGGGGCGGUACCUCUGGAUUGGCAGACUGGGGUGGUGGUCCCUCUCUUUAAGAAGGGGGACCGGAGGGUGUGUUCCAACUAUCGUGGGAUCACACUCCUCAGCCUUCCCGGUAAGGUUUAUUCAGGUGUACUUAAGAGGAGGCUACGCCGGAUAGUUGAACUUCGGAUUCAGGAGGAACAGUGUGGUUUCCGUCCAGGUCGUGGAACUGUGGACCAGCUCUAUACUCUCGGCAGGGUUCUUGAGGGUGCAUGGGAGUUUGCCCAACCAGUUUACAUGUGCUUUGUGGACUUGGAGAAGGCAUUCGACCGUGUCCCUCAGGAAGUCUUGAGGGGAGUGCUCAGAGAGUAUGGGGUAUUGGACUGUCUUAUUGUGGCGGUCCGCUCCCUGUACGAUCAGUGUCAGAGCUUGGUCCGCAUUGCCGGCAGUAAGUCGGACACAUUUCCAGUGAGGGUUGGACUCCGUCAAGGCUGUCCUUUGUCACCGAUUCUGUUCAUAACUUUUAUGGACAGAAUUUCUAGGCGUAGUCAAGGCGUUGAGGGGUUCCAGUUUGGUGGCCGCGGGAUUAGGUCUCUGCUUUUUGCAAAUGAUGUGGUCCUGAUGGCUUCAUCUUGCAGGGAUCUUCAGCUCUCACUGGCUCUUACUAGUUCAAACCCUUCAUUUAUUGAAUCAAAAAUACUGAAAUUCCACAACAUAGUGGAAGAAAACUAUAAUCCGCUACCCAAGAAUGUACAACAAUUAUUCUCAACAAAAGAGGAGAGAUAUAAUCUUAGCAAAAAAAUCCAUACUUUUGCGGAGACUAUUAGGCUCUUGUUCUCUAUUGCUCUUUGAUCUCGGCGCACUCUCCAUAGUCACGUGACCGCCGCGGUCUAAUCAGCUGUGCUUAUAAGGCGGUAACAGGAAGUGGCCAGUAGACAGGACAUGAGGGGAGACAGAUUGUAUUUCUGCUCGAGGUAGGUUUUUAUUCUCGUUUUCACCCAAAGUAUUGUGCAGACGGGAUUCUGAACUAAAUGCCUAUUUGUUAACUUUAUAAAGCAGACUACCAGCACCGGAUUUUUUUGUCAUUGGACCGGGUUUGACGCUACAAGCGGUGUUGGUGAGUCCAUAUUUAUGAAAAUGCACCUCUAGCAUUGGUCUUUGUUCGAUUUGUAUCAUUGCAAGAGUCUUUGUGGCAUAUAUCUCAAUCGUCAAUAUAGAAGGUUUAUUACUUGAACCAAUGUGAACUAAUGAGUAUUUAAUGUACUUUUGAAUGUCUUUUAAUAAUAAGCACGUAUAGUGCACUGUCCGCUUUGUAUAGGUCAUAUUUAUGCUGCUAAUGGUUAUUUUAGCACUUUAUUGCAUAUUGUGAUUUUGACAUGUAUGUUGAUUUAUAUUGUACAAUACAAAGGAAAAACCUGUUCUGAGUACUUUAUAAUGCAAUUAAUGUUAUUUAAUGAAGAUAUUUAAUUUGUCUACACAUAGCUCGGUUGGUAGAGUGGCCGUGCCAGCAACUCAAAGAGUUGCAGGUUCGAUUCCCGCUUCCGCCACCCUAGUCACUGCCGUUGUGUCCUUGGGCAAGACACUUUACCCACCUGCUCCCAGUGCCACCCACACUGGUUUAAAUGUAACUUAUAUAUUGGGUUUCACUAUGUAAAGCGCUUUGAGUCACUAGGGAAAAGCGCUAUAUAAAUAUAAUUCACAUUUACAAAGAUGGUCCUGGUUCUUACACAGGCCAGGCUUCUCCUUAUGAUGAAAAAGCUAAAGGGAAAAAAGCAUCUAGUCCAAGGAUCGUUCUGGCUGGUAGGAGGCUCUCGAGCCAAACCUCUACACAUUUUCACCCUUAACCGCAGCACAUGGACUGUACGGCUUUACUCUCUACAAAACCUUUCUCCAAGAAUUAUAUUAUCUGACCUGAAAUUUAAACAAGAUCCAUAGACACUGAAUACUUGAAUUGAAAUUGUAUGUAUGUAUAUAGUAACUGUGUUUUUCUUCACACUGCUUUCACAUUGAAUGGGCAUUAAACUAUA